Molecule: messenger RNA, 1079 nt
Organism: Brassica oleracea var. oleracea
Lineage: Eukaryota; Viridiplantae; Streptophyta; Magnoliopsida; Brassicales; Brassicaceae
Product: zinc finger protein CONSTANS-LIKE 3
Exons: 2
Coding region: 49-990 (313 amino acids)
Biological process (GO): regulation of flower development; regulation of photoperiodism, flowering
Cellular component (GO): nucleus
Molecular function (GO): zinc ion binding; protein binding
Source: RefSeq, a predicted model, not a curated record
UCCUCUGACUUUAAUAGAGAGAGAGAAAGGGAGAAGAAACGUUAAUCAAUGGCGUCGAGACCGUGCGAUUCGUGCAGAUCCGCGGCUGCGACUCUGUUAUGCCGCGCGGACGCGGCGUUCCUAUGCGGCGAAUGCGACGGAAAAAUCCACUCAGCUAACAAACUCGCCUCGCGUCACGAGCGAGUCUGGCUCUGCCAAGUCUGCGAGCAAUCUCCCGCGCACGUCACGUGCAAAGCCGACGCAGCCGCGCUCUGCGUCACGUGCGACCGAGACAUCCACUCCGCUAACCCACUCUCCCGCCGCCACGAGCGCGUCCCCGUCACGCCUUUCUACGACGCUCCUUCUGCUCAGGGAGGAUCGUCAUCGGCCGCCAAAUCCGCCUCCUCCUCCGCCAAUUUCCUUAACACUGAAGAUGCUGACGUCAGCAUGGAGGCUGCGUCUUGGCUAUUGCCUAACUCGAGUGUCAAGGAAGGAGUUGUAGAGAUACCAAACUUGUUUGCCGAUCUUGAUUACUCGGCGGUUGUCGAUCCGAAGAUGGAGGCGUCGGAGAAUAGCUCCGGCAACGACGGAGUCGUUCCUGUUCAGACCAAAGCUCUGUUUCUCAGCGAAGAUUACUUCAGCUUCGACAUCUCAGCUUCCAAAACAACUUUUCCACACGGAUUCAGCUGCAUUAAUCAAACUGUUUCGUCAACAUCCUUAGAUGUACCGGUGGUGCCCGAAGGUGGAGCUGUGACGGAGAUUUCAAGAACGGCGGCGGCAACACCAGCCGUGCAGCUGUCACCAGCGGAGAGGGAGGCUAGGGUUUUGAGGUAUAGAGAGAAGAGGAAGAAUCGGAAGUUCGAGAAGACGAUUAGGUAUGCAUCACGUAAAGCAUACGCCGAGGUGAGGCCGAGGAUCAAAGGGCGUUUUGCCAAGCGAACUGAUUCAAGAGUUAAUGAUGGAGGAGACGGAGGAGUCUACGGUGGGUUCGGAGUGGUCCCGAGUUUUUGAGUCUUUCUUCAGUGUCAUGUUUGUAAGAAACAUUUAUGAUGGUAGCUUAAUAAGUAACGGUUAAAAUGUUUUUUAUUAACGUCGAACAA